UGUUUAAAAAGCGAAGCAGUAACCUCGAAGUCAAUGUGGUCAGGAACUACAGAAGCAGCAGCGCGAAACAGGCUCCGUUUGUUUGGAGCUGCAGUACAAGAAAGCUAUCGUCGACCGGCUGCAGGAGUGUUUGCCGAAGCAGAGCACCCCUUAAUCUGGCACAAAAUCUGCUUGGCUUUGACCUGAGCAAAGAACUGCGACUCAACAAUUUGCAGCGGGGUGCUUCCUGAGCAACUGUAGCUUAUUUUGCUGCUAGAUCAAACCUUGGAGGAAGGUAGGCCAACUCAAUUCCCCAGCACCAAAAAUGAAAUCCUAAAGGGUUUUGUCGAGUUUUAUGUGAUCCGCGUGGAUACCGGCGAAUGGAGCGAAAAAUUCUCCUUGGACGUGGCCGGCUCGAGUGGAGUCAUCGCGUGCCAAGCAAACAACAUGACCUAUCAGAUUGGAGUUAACAAUACCCUCACGCAUAACUCUCUCACGAAGCAGAUUGUGUUUAUGCCAUACUUUGUGCUCAUAAACCGAGCAGAGUUUGAUGUUGAAGUACAGGAACAUCUGCGGACAGCGGACAGCUGAACCAAAGUGAAAGUUAACGAUUGUGUUCCGCUGCGGCCUAAAACCGAAGAUAAUCGAAUGCUGCGAGUUAAAGCUUCUGGGCGUCCGGAAAUUACUGCCUCCUUCAAGUACACCGAAGUUCAAUGUACGCUUCUACAGCUCAAAAAUCGCUACGGUGGCAUUAAUGUUGAUGUCCACGUAACGGAGGGCGCCAUCUACAUCACGAUUUCUGGUUAUCAUGUUGGGGAUGCUCCAGCUCUGCUGAUGAACCACACCUGUGAGCCGUUUGCAUUCAAGGAAAAGGGUGAUGUUAAUGGUAAAAUUCGAUGCCUUAUCAGAUGGUUCUGCACACCUGGGUCAAUCCAGCUGGUGAGCGAUAGUUUUUGAUAGCGGAUCGAAACUGGCCCCAGUGGAAAAUGACCUACGCAAGGACGACAUCAGUGAGUUCGCAUCGCCAAGUGAUAAAGCCGUCUGUUGGGUAUCUUUCCUCAACGGAACUCAACGAAUUUCGCUCAUAACCGAUAACGCCAACAUUGCUUACGAGCUGCAUUCUGCAAGUCGUCUAGAUCAAGUAACACAGGAAAUGAAACUAUAAAUCCAUGGCGUUGGCCUGUCGCUUGUCAACAAUGCCAAAAAGACUGACCUUAUGUACAUCGGAAUUGCCAGCUCCGGGGUUAUCUGGGAAGAAUGCAAACGUUCGGGUCGCUUCAAACAGAUGUAAAUACAGGAAACAAUUUACAUUGAAAAUGCCUACCAAAACUACCUCCGUGAUGUCGAAAUUGGCGCUUCUCCCAACAGAAAAUACUUCCUCGAGGGAGAGAAACGUCUGGAGGUAAACUUCCAAAACAACAUCAUCAAGAAAUCCACCGAUCGAGCCAUCAAGCGCAUAUUUUACCCCGGCAUAUGGCUAGAGAUGAAAUCCUCCUCCCACCAGUUGCAGUUCCACGCCAAAAUCAAUCGAAUACAAAUCGACAACCAGUUGAGCGACUGUAUCUUCCCGGUCGUUUUGGCACCGAUUCUUCCGCCCAAAAGCGUUGCUGCAACAACCGAGUUUAAGCCUUGUGUCGAGAUGAGUAUGGUUCAACGAAUAAUUCCACAUUCUAAUGUAAAGCAAUUCAAAUACUUACGGGUACUAAUGCAAGAGUUCCACGUCAAGGUAGAUCUGAUCUUCAUCAAUGAAAUAUUCGAGAUGAUCAGCACAGAAAUAACGGAAACUGAAGCGAAAAAACUGUUCGCUGAGGAUCUCAAGGUGCAACCGCAGCCUUUUUUUUUUUUUUUUUCAAGGAAUUUAACAGCAAGCUGUCAUUCUUCCCAAGCAACCGCAGCCGCUCAAUGCGCACGUGGCCAUGCAGUCGCAGGUAGUGGUGAAAAAUUUCUACGACAAUCUUCACCUGGGACCGUUGAAAAUUCACGUCAGCUUUUCAAUGGCCGGUUCCGAAUCGAAAGCUCUCCCGGGAAUAUUGUCCACCAUUUUGCAAGGUGUUGGCGUUACGCUCACCGAUAUUAAUGAUGUCGUUUUUCGAUUGGCGUCCUUCGAACGGGAGUUGCUGUUCUUAACGCAGCGCCAGCUGGUUUCGGAAUGCGUCACUCACUACAGUGGCCAAGCCGUAAAGCAACUGUACGUUCUGGUACUUGGUUUGGACGUUAUUGGCAAUCCGUACGGAUUAGUCGUUGGUUUUACCAAGGGUGUGGAGGAUCUCUUCUAUGAACCGUUCCAGGGGGCGAUUCAGGGACCUAGCGAGUUUGCCGAAGGUCUUGUGCUGGGAGUGAAGUCAUUGUUUGGACACACGGUUGGAGGAGCAGCUGACGCUGUUUCGAAAAUAACGGGUGCCAUGGGUAAGAGACUGGCAGCGCUCACGUUCGACGAUGACUAUCAGAAAAAGCGCCGUGAUGCCUUGAACAAAAAACCUUCAACCCUGCAGGAAGGAAUUGCUCGCAGGGGCAAGGGUCUGGUCAUGGGAGUGUUUGACGGUGUCACGGGGGUGUUCACCAAACCGAUAAGUGGAGCCAAAGAGGAAGGUGUUGAAGGUUUCUUCAAAGGUUUGGGCAAAAAAGGAGUUGGGCUGGUGGCACGUCCUAUUGCUGGUGUAACGGACUUUGCCAGUGGAAGCUUCGAUGCGGUCAAACGUGCAACAGAACUGUCGGAUGAAGCCAUGCGACUGCGACCGCCACGCUUUCUCCACACCGACGGUAUAGUGAGGCCUUUCAAUAAGAAGCCGAGGACAACAAGUUGCUUAAGAAUAUUGAUAAAGGAAAAUUUGCUGCUACUGACGUGUUUGCAUAUUACGAAUCUAUCCUAGACAAUAAGGAUGUGGUGUGUUAACCGACUCUAGGAUCAUUUAUGCAACGAGGAACGAUCUUUUCGGUGGAUGGCAGUGCGAAUGGUCACAUCGCUGGUCUGAAAUUUUGAGCGUCUCGACCGUUAACGAUGGUGUGGAAUUGGUGCUCAAAACCCGCGGUGGAAAGUCAGCACUGAAGAAAAUGUUCAGCUCUUCUAGCAGCCAGAAGAAAAUUUUGUUGCUACCCAUGGAAUACAAGCGUAACCGGUUGGCGGAAUUUAUGGAAAGGUUACGGGGCAAAGCCGAAUAAGUCGAAAGCAUGCCCCAGAAUCGAUAUUUUGAUGUAUGAUCGCGAAGAGCUUUUUGCUGCAACGUGUAUCGCCAUAAUAGUUAUGAACUAUUUUAUCGCAUAGCGAAAGUACAAGACAAAUAAGUUUUAUCAUUACCGGGCACUGAUAUGCUUAAUCGGUAGCCGUUCUGCACAAGCGAAGCUAAGCGUCCAUUCGAUUGUAUUUAAGGCAAAGGCAGCUUGAAACGAGAAAUAGCAGAAGUUUUUGGCGUUCGAAGCAGCCGAUCAUCUGCCCCAUUGGGCAAAUCUUAUAAAAUUCAUAAACAAAAUUCCAGCGCAUUAUAAAUAUUUUUUUUUAAAUAUUGUAUAUAUUGCCAAACAAAUUAUUA
Uranotaenia lowii is the source of this 3506-nucleotide messenger RNA. Its product is annotated as intermembrane lipid transfer protein Vps13-like. Bases 1896 to 2849 code for a protein of 317 amino acids. Gene Ontology annotation, biological process: protein retention in Golgi apparatus; protein targeting to vacuole. Lineage: Eukaryota; Metazoa; Arthropoda; Insecta; Diptera; Culicidae. Gene Ontology annotation, cellular component: extrinsic component of membrane. The transcript has 7 exons. The record is from RefSeq and is a predicted model, not a curated record.